AUGUCCGCGCAUUGUUUUACUAGGAUGGCAGGCAAUCUAACUGAGCCUAUAGCCACAGAUGUUUUAGGCCGGUUGGCAAACCUCCUCCUACCGGGUUUCGGCCAUGUGAAGGACUUGUUCACCCACGGCGAGGCUAAGAGGAACCCACGCUGUGUCAGUAUUCCGCGUCAGUAUUGCGCUUGGCCGCUCUCCACCGCUGCACCGCUGAUGCUGUGGUGGUGGCUUCUCCCUACCCUCCGCAGCCGAGUGGUAAGAGGCAAAGCCACAGACCAGGUCCCCUGCUGGGCGCGCAACCUCACAGAAGACUGGCAUAAAGUGGAAGUGUCAUAUAAAGAG
This is a messenger RNA of Iphiclides podalirius (scarce swallowtail), 336 nucleotides long. NCBI's taxonomy places the organism in Eukaryota, Metazoa, Arthropoda, Insecta, Lepidoptera, Papilionidae. The record is from the annotation of a GenBank genome assembly.